AUGUCGCAUCAACAAAUAGCAAAACAACAUUUAGUUUAUGCAAUUUUAAAAUUUCUCGAUGGAGAAAUACGAGCUGAAUCUUCUAACGCUGAACGACGUGAAAGCAUGGAAGUUGCUGUUCAAUGUCUUGAAACAGCAUAUGAAGUAUCACUUACAAAUGCACAAAAUGAAUCAAUGUAUGGUCCACCUAUAGAUCUUGUAUCACUUGUAUCAGAUAUUGCAGCAGCAACAUCAUCGCAUCAAGCAACUUUCACAUCAUGGCUAAGUGCUAAUGAACAACCGUCUAUGAAUGUACCAUUAACAGAUGAUAUGCGACAACAAGCGGAUAAAUUAAAAAAUGAAGGAAAUGAAUUUGUUAAACAAGAAAAAUAUAAAGAAGCAUUAGAUGCAUAUAAUGCAGCAAUUCAAAUCGAUGGUAAUAAUGCCAUUUAUUAUUGUAAUCGUGCUGCUGCACAUAAUAAAUUAAAUAAUAAUGAUCAAGCAUUACAUGAUUGUUUUCAUUCUAUUGAAAUUGAUCCAAAUUACAGUAAAGCUUAUGGACGACUUGGUGUUAUUUAUCUCUCAUUAGAUAAAGUACAUGAAGCACUUGAUGCAUAUAAAAAAGCACAGGCAUUAGAACCAAAUAAUGACAAUUAUAAACAAUCUAUUAGAAUCUGUGAAGAUCGAUUGAAUGGAGCACCAGGAGGUGCGGCUGGUGCUGCAGCUGGUGGUGUACCUAAUAUGCAAUCUAUGUUUGGAUCAUUAUUGGGUGGUAUGGGUGGUAUGCCUGGCAUGGCUGGCAUGGGUGGAAUGCCUGGUAUGGCUGGCAUGGGUGGUAUACCUGGUAUGCCUGGUAUGGGUGGUGGUGCAGCUGGUGGACCAGACAUGAUGUCAUUUUUUAAUAAUCCAUCAUUGAUGAAUAUGGCAAUGCAAUUUGUUCAAAAUCCUCAAGUUCAAGGAUUAAUGGCAAAUCUAGUAACAAAUUUAGGUGGACAAGAAGGUGGUGAAGUUGGUUUAGAAACUCUAUUACAAACUGGCCAACGUAUGGCUACAGAAUUAUCAGCUAAUAAUCCUGAACUUAUGGAAAAUCUUCGACGUAAUAUGGGUAAUCGACCACCUGGUGGAGAUAAUAAUAAUUCAACACCAGAUAAUAACUCCAACGAAUCAACAAAUCCUGAUAAUAGUUCAGAUCAAAAUAAACCACCAUCAUCAUAA
This is a messenger RNA of Adineta steineri, 1194 nucleotides long. The record is from the annotation of a GenBank genome assembly. NCBI's taxonomy places the organism in Eukaryota, Metazoa, Rotifera, Eurotatoria, Adinetida, Adinetidae.